GAUGAUGCAUCAUUUUCCCAUGGAGGGAAUUAUUUGUUCUGUUUGCUUCAGCUGUAGAUAACUUUGACACUGUUGAAAGGGAUCAUAGAGUUUUGGAUGCUUUGAAGGUACAGCUUGCUGAGCGAAAAAUGUGGCUUGCUGCUUCCAUCCACAGAGGUGAAGACAAAGUCAUGAUAGAAGUCCACAAAGAGCUUCAGAAAAUAUAUCCUGACAUACUUACUAUCAUCGUGCCUCGGCACCCCCAAUAUGGGCAAGAAAUAUCUUUGGGGUUGCAGAAAGAACACUUGACUGUGGCUGUACGGUCCCGUAACGAUAGCAUAAUGACAGAAACAAACAUCUAUGUGGUCGACACUUUAGGUGAACUCAGAAUGUUCUAUAGUCUAACGCCAAUAGCCGUAGUUGGUGGUUCUUUUGUACCCGGUUCAGCUGGUCAUAACAUAUCAGAAGCAGCAGCAGCAGGAUGUGCGGUUCUGACAGGUCCAUACAUUGGGCACUUCUCAAACAUGGCAAAUCAGAUGCAACAUCUGAAUCCUUUUUCAGUUCGGCAGGUUUCCAGCGAUGGCCUUGUUGAAGCUCUCAAAGUGCUCCUCGGUGAUGACUCAGUUCUUGAAGCACACCGUGUUGCCGCAAGACAAGCACAUCAAGCUCUAUCUCAUGGGAUCAUUGACAACUUAUGGCAUUUACUAGCAAUUAACAUUUUUGACAAAACAAGAGGGAAAUGAAGGGUAUUUUGAAGAUAUUUUUUUCAAUAGCAUAACUAGUGGGCCAUUGAAAUAACCCCAGAUCCACUUAAACAACUCAAGGCUUGACCAGACGACUUCUUACUAGAACAUUUGCAUGUACUGAAAGCUGGUUACUCCAGUUCUUACCUCCUCCGUCCAGAUGUAAUGCUUUCAUUUUGACAUUUCCUUGUUUUGAAGAGAAGUUGACUGUGGAGUGAAUUUGUCCAAAAUGUCCAUACUAAAAAAGUGGUAGGUGG
Messenger RNA from Cuscuta campestris, 979 nucleotides. NCBI's taxonomy places the organism in Eukaryota, Viridiplantae, Streptophyta, Magnoliopsida, Solanales, Convolvulaceae. The record is from the annotation of a GenBank genome assembly.